Messenger RNA from Musca domestica (house fly), 446 nucleotides. RefSeq names its product larval cuticle protein 65Ag1. The record is from RefSeq and is a predicted model, not a curated record. Gene Ontology annotation, cellular component: chitin-based extracellular matrix. The transcript is spliced from 2 exons. Lineage: Eukaryota; Metazoa; Arthropoda; Insecta; Diptera; Muscidae. The coding region runs from base 75 to 389 and encodes 104 amino acids. Gene Ontology annotation, molecular function: structural constituent of chitin-based larval cuticle.
AUAACAUCCAAAAUCAUAACACAUUCAACCAUUGAUCUAAUCAAGACAUUGAACAACACAAAAAACCAACCAAAAUGAAAUUCAUCGUUGUCUUCGCCGCCCUCUUCGCCGUUGCCUUGGCCGCUCCUCGUCCUGAUGCUGAAGUACUUAAGAACGAAUCCGAUGUCGGACCCGAAGGUUUCAACUAUGCUUAUGCCACCAGUGAUGGUGUCGAGGGUCAAGCUUCCGGUCAGUUGAAGAACGUUGGCACUGAAGAAGAAGCUAUUGUCGUCAAGGGUUCCUUCACCUACGUUGGUGAUGAUGGCGUUACCUACUCUGUCAACUAUGUUGCUGAUGAAAACGGUUUCCAACCCCAAGGCGCUCAUUUGCCCGUUGCCCCCGAAGCUUAAGUUGUUGUUUCAAUGCAUUUUUUAAUUGUUAAGUAAUAAAGUUGUUUGUUCGAUAAA